AUGGCCCGAUCGGACCUCUCCGCGGCGCCGCGGCUGGUCGACAAGGCGACGCGCGAGUGCGGCCAGGCUGGCUCGGGCGAGAGCGCUUGGGUCGCGCUGAAGGACUUUGCGCGCUGCUCGGACGCCCAUCUCCUCGCGAUCGCCGGCGCGGUGUGGGAGCACCUCGGCGCCCCGCACUCGCAGGCUCGCUGGCAGGCGCUCGAGCUGUGCGCGCGGCUCUGGCCUCGCUCCGCCGCCUUCCGGCACGCGCUGAUGCGCGACAUCCCCACCUUUGUCCAGCUCGUGUGCGCCAUCGCGCCAGCCGCAUCUGCUGGACGCGCCGCCGCUGCCCGUGGCGGGCUGCCACCGCCCGAGCACUGGGCGAAGCAGCUGCAUCGGCGCGGCGUCGAGCUGAUCGAGAGGUGGCACGCGUCGCACGGGCACCUUCCCGAGUACCGCCAGCUCGACCUCGCUCGCCGGCGCGUCUGCACCAGCGCUGCCUCCGCGUCGGCGUCUCUGGACGACGGCCCUCAGGCGCAGCGGUGGGCAGAGCAGUGGCAGCAGCUGCGGGACGGAGGGGCGGAGGCGAGCCUCGCCGAGGCGGCGGCGGCCGUCGUGCAGCUCGGCACGUGCGUCCAGAUCAUGGCACCGGUGAUGGACGAGGCGGACGGGGCGGACGAGGCUGCGGCAGCGGCUAGCGGCGCGAGAGGAGGCGCGAGAGGAGAGGCGGCGGCUGCGGCGGCAGGGCAGGCGGCGGCAGCGGCGGGAGAGGCUGCGGCGGCGGCGCGGCGGCCUCGCCAGGGCGGAGCGACGGGCGAGGAGAUUGCUGGCGGGGCGGCGGCGGCGGGACUUGAGGUCGCGGCGGAGGAGAUGGAGGAGGAGGGAGAGGAGGAGAGAGAGGAGACGGAGGAGGAGACAGAAGAGGAGGAGGAGGAGGAGGAGGAGGAGGAGGCCGCUAAUCUGGCCGGCGCACCUCGCAUGCACGCACUCGGCGCGGGCGCCGUGCAGAUCGACCUGCGCCAGCCGGAGCAGCGCAGCGAGGAGGAGCGGGCAGCCCUCGGGGAGGCGCUGCAGGGUGCUUGCCGAGAGGCUCUCCAGCCAGCAGAGCUGCUUCUCCCCGACGGCGCCACCCGCACGCAAGAGGGGGAGGCAGCCCAGGGGGAGGGGGAGACCGACUCCGAUUCCGACUUUGAGGACGUGCCCCUGCUGCCGGCGCAUAGCCUCGCGCGGACUGCCGCCGCCUCCGACACGCCCGCCGCCGCCGCCGAGCGGGCGGCGCUCUGUGGCGCGCCGCGCCGCGACGGAAGCUUGUGUCGCGUGGCCGUGCCGCCGGGCGGCGUGUGCCCGUUCCACGGCGAGCGGUGCGAGCGCGACGAUGACGGCAUCCCCUUGCACGACGAGUGGCGGCAAGGAGGGGAGCGGCCACCCGAGGCUCCGGCCGCAGAGGGGCAGGCGGCGCCAGCGCCAGCGCCAGCCCGCGGAGAGGUGUCGCCUCCUCCCCCGCGUGCGAAGCGAUCCCGCCCUCGCCGCUCCGCCGCGGCCAGGGGCGGGCUGGAGGAGGUGGAGAGGCCUCGCUCGCAUCCGCAGCUCCACGCGAGGCUCGCUCGGAAGCGGCCGGGCGGCGCGGAGCGGCGUGCGGAGGCGGCGCGCGACGCGAAUGCCGCCACACGGGCGCGGUUCAAUAACUUAUGGUGA
Emiliania huxleyi CCMP1516 is the source of this 1674-nucleotide messenger RNA. RefSeq lists its product as hypothetical. The coding region runs from base 1 to 1674 and encodes 557 amino acids. Lineage: Eukaryota; Haptophyta; Isochrysidales; Noelaerhabdaceae. Gene Ontology annotation, cellular component: chromosome. The transcript has 3 exons. The record is from RefSeq and is a predicted model, not a curated record. Gene Ontology annotation, biological process: transcription-coupled nucleotide-excision repair; response to UV. Gene Ontology annotation, molecular function: RNA polymerase II complex binding.